AUGGAGCAGGAGGAUGGGAUCCUCUGGGAGGACAAGUAUCCAGACAUGUACAGAAGGGCAUUUGUGUUCCUUAAAGAGUCAAAUGAUUUAUUUGUGACCCUGAUCACACAGCUAAACAAGCCAUACAAGGCCUUCACGUGUCUGAGAAUUCACACUGACCCGACCUUGACUGCAGCCUCUUCUCUUAUUCCACAAAGACAAGUUAAUGAGAUCCUCCCCUUCAAGGGAGAGCCUGGAGCACACAGUGUACCUGCAGGACUCUGUGUGACCUGGGAGUCCGCCUCAGGGAUCGCAGAGCUCUGGGCGAUGGGAAGGAAGCCCAUGGUGAGGAGGGUCACAAGGAAGGGAUACUCUCUGGGGACAGGGACAAACAUCACUGGGCAGGAGCAGGAUUUGGUGGGAGACAUGAGAGAGGUGAACAUGUGAGACUUUGUGCUGUCGACAGAUGAGACUGGCACUAUCUCUGCUGGUGGGACUCUAACCGGACAAACAACAGUGCAGAAGAAAUCCAAAAUCGUUACUAUAGAGAAAUGUGUGACUCAAAUGACAGAUACAGGGCUGUUCCUGUCCCUGGAUGUGAAAGAAGCCCCAGUGAAAGAGAUGGGACAGUAUGGGGUGUGGGAGUAG
Molecule: messenger RNA, 627 nt
Organism: Myotis brandtii (Brandt's bat)
Lineage: Eukaryota; Metazoa; Chordata; Mammalia; Chiroptera; Vespertilionidae
Gene: CRP
Product: C-reactive protein, pentraxin-related
Biological process (GO): innate immune response
Molecular function (GO): complement component C1q complex binding; low-density lipoprotein particle binding
Source: RefSeq, a predicted model, not a curated record